AUGACAGACGUUCUCUCUCACCCGCCCAAAACCGGUUCGCAGUACCCGUAUGGGCCGUACGGUUCUCUCAAGCGACGAGCCUCCUCGCCUGUCGACCGGUCCAGGGUUGUUUCUCGACGACGGAUCGACCCACUCAUCCCGGCCGAAGAAUACCUCCCAAACGAUGAACAACGUACACUGGACAAUCUCACCGUGAAGGCCAUCCAUGCGUAUAGAGGGACCGUCUUCGAUCCCGUGCAUUCUCUCAAGGCAUACAUUCGCGUCUGUGACGAGCUCGCCCAGGGGGAAGCGGAGCGAAUGCGAAUGAGACGGCUAAUGGACGAGCGGGAGGAGCUCGAGCUACUGCUAGACACGCAGAAAGAGUUCUCCGAUAGAGAUCUGUCAAUCAUACGAAACUCUCCAUUUCUACGGCGAAAGCUCGCGGAGAAGUUACCAGGCAAAGACAAGUCGUCAACACCGUCGCGUACACUAUCGAUGAUCUCCCCUCCACUUACCUCCUCUCAGCCCUCCUCGUCGUCGCCACGCCCUGCUCCCAAGAACGGCUCAUCCCUCCCCAUGACCCAACCCAUGCCUCCCCAACCUCGCAUUCCCACCCCUCUUCAGCUAUCCGCCUCCCAUCCACACCAGUCCUCGCCGCAUAUGUCAGCCUACAAGACACCGGCCAUGAUCAAGCGCGAACCUGACGCACGUCUUUCCCAGCUGCACGAGCCAACACUCCCGCGCUCGUACGGCCCACCACCCCCUGGCCAGAGCAGCUUCCAACUCUCUCCGACUCCCCCAAGACCCUCCACGAUCCAUCAUUCCCCUAAGCAACCCACGAUCCCUUCCGUCGCGCGCCCCGUCGAGCCCGAAGGGCCCACGCGGCUAACCACCGCACACCCCUACUCGUCUUCGCCCUACGCGCUCAAAUUAGAUUCUGCAAAGCCUCGUUCAGCUGGUAUGCCCAUCACUGCACGCGAAGCCCUUGCUGCUACUGGGCAGUCACCUCGCCCGGCCCAGCCGAGCGUGCUCCUCUCUCCUUCCGGCCCUCAGCCACCACUCCCUCAGACGAGCUCAAACACGUGGUUCAUCCCCUAUCAUGUGCCUGGCCCGACUGGGCCGAAUCCCCUAACGUUCGACUUUCCCAAGGGAACGAUCAAGUACGACUGUCCGUGGUGCGACAAGACGUACACCGGGGCCAAUGCGCGGAGUGUGUGGCGCCGUCAUGCGCAGGAGAAGCAUAAUCUACCUACGUUGUUACGGAAGAGAAGCCGAUGGGAUACAGGCGAUGACGAUUUGGAGGCGAUCAGGCCCAAGUCGCUCGAAGAGAAGAAAGAACGCAACUUGGCGAGCAAACGGCAGUGGGCGAAGGAUAACAGGGUUAAGAAGAAGAUCCAGGAGCAGAUUGAAAGGUUGCCGUCGAACGACGCAUAUAGGCGUAUCCUGCAGAGCGAGUUGGAGAACAUGAGCAGGAAGCACAGAGCGUGGGAGAGCGAGUGGGCAGAGGAGCUCUCUGAGAUGCCUGCUUCUGAUGGCGAGAUGGACACAGAGCCUGACGUCGUCGAGUUGAGUGGUCCGCCGUCUGUCAUCGCCCAGCCCGAAGAGGAACAUCCCAUGUCAUUCAGGAUACCCACAGGGUUCGGCUCAUCCCCCGCUCCAGUACACCAUGGACCCAACCACAUGUGGCGUACACUUUCUGCUGGUCCUCCUUAUCACCCCAGUUCACUAGGCCACCACAUCAGGCACGCGAGCCUUAAUUCCCUAUCUCAGGAGGUUUGCACCCAUGAAAUGAGGAAACCCAGCUUAGGCGACGAGAGCAGUUACAGCGGCGACACGGCCAGUCCGAGAGACAUGGAAAGCAGUGAGGAAGACGCAAGAUGGGAAGAGAACUCAGCGUCCAUAUCUAAGCAGGGUGAGCGCGACUCUUCGCCGCCGAUCAAGAGACGGAGGAGGAAGCCUGGAGAGUGGGUCAUCAAGACCGGCAUCGACCGUUGCGAUCUGUGCCAGCGUAGACGUGUGCCAGAAUGCGUUGUCGGCCCUCACAAGAAAGCAUGUAUUCUAUGCGCCAAGAAGAAGGUGCAAUGCGGCUGGAGCUUCUCCGAACAUUGUCAUGGCAUCAUAACUCUUCCAUUCAUGCCCGGUUUUCCUCAUCUUCACCGGCCCCCUGGUACCCAAACGCGGGAGCAGGAGCUGCGCGAUCGCGCAGCACCUUGGCCUGAACCUUUCAGGCCUCGACAAGCGUUUGGAGAAGUGGAUAUGGACCUUGCGUACCCGAACGAUGAGGAGCCCAAGGAGAGGCGUGAAUCUCGCCCACCUAUCAACCCCGUGGCUGAUAGGAACACAAUGCUCCGACUCGAUGAAGCGCUGCCUCCUCAGCCUACUCAGCUUCGUGUACGUACGCCUUCAUCUGGGAGCACCGUACGCAGCAACAACAUGCCGAGAGGGGAUCGCAACAUGCAGAGCGGGGAGCGCGACAAAGAAGGGAGACAGAUUCCAUAUACCGGUGCUGCCCGCUGCAAUGGAUGUAUAUCGGGUCAACUGGAAGACUGCUUCUAUGAACGCGGUAUCUGCCACGCCUGCCGAGACAAGGGCCAGAAGUGCGAGUGGACCAUCGUCGACAAAAUGCGUUCGCCUUCGGUCUCCUUGCCACCCACACGUACGUCUUCUGUAACCUCCUGCAGUCAAUCCGCACCUCCACCCGCAGCGGAUCCUAUACAAACGGACCAGGAUCGCACUAGCUCGGUCGUGCUUCGACAAGUCGUUCAACUGGCUGAGGAACUUCGUUCCGACAAAGUCAAGGAUGACGAGGUGCUAGGGUUAAUGGCCCGCAUUCUGCGUGCGAAGAAAGGGUUCAGGCCCGGACUAGUCGAAUGGCUCGAGGAAGACCGGGCACUGUACAAGGAGCGGCUGCUCCUCUUAAUUGAGGAAAUGCAGGCGAAGUAUGUUACCCGCGAGAAGGGGACGCUGGGAGACUGUAUGGAAGCCGAUCGCCGGCGGAGGGCAGAAGACAGCGAAGCUUUGCCCGCCGCUGUGCCAGUUGCGCCGAUCAAGUCCCCGCUACCCAUGCCUACAACUACACCUGCACCGAGUCAAACACCUGCGAAAUCACCUGAAGAGCUUCCUAUCGUACCGGCGAAGGUGGAUUCCCCUCCCCCUUCCCCGGUGGAAACUGUCGACCUGCCACCGGCCAAAGCUGUAACACCCACUCCCACCAUCCCCUCAUCAUCUGUCGUGACCCCACUGGGGUCCACAGACCCGCUGCCGCCUACAACAGAACCUGCAGAUGAAGUGUUACCCGCCGCGUCGACCUCUGAAGAAGGCCCCAUACCUUCGAACCCGGAUAUAGUUGUACCCCCGGAGGCGCCGACGGCGGAAUAAGGAUAAUAGGAUGUUCAUGUAUGUAGCAUUCAGUUGCGACGUGGUUCCGUAAGGUUGCUCUAUGUAGUUCCCAGUUUCCU
This is a messenger RNA of Dacryopinax primogenitus, 3437 nucleotides long. RefSeq lists its product as uncharacterized. The record is from RefSeq and is a predicted model, not a curated record. The transcript is spliced from 7 exons. Lineage: Eukaryota; Fungi; Basidiomycota; Dacrymycetes; Dacrymycetales; Dacrymycetaceae. The coding region runs from base 1 to 3357 and encodes 1118 amino acids.